ACUCCUCUUUUCUGAACCAAUCAGUGGCUAGGUCAGGGGUGACGGGUAUAUCAACCCCACUGUUGGGUUGACUCUUACUCAAAACACAGUUGCAUCAAGUGCAUUUGAGACAUCUAAGACUUUAUUUCAAAGCAUCACCUACAGUCAUGGCACCGAUUCUUCUCAACUGCAUGGGGAAUGAACACAAUGACUACAUCAAGCAACAGGUUCAAGUUAAAAAUCCCUAUUUGGACACAAUGGAGGAGGACAUUCUGUACCACUUCAGUUUGAGCACAAAGACUCACAACCUUCCAGAGAUGUUUGGAGAUAUUAAGUUUGUGUGUGUUGGUGGCAGUGCGAAUCGAAUGAAGGCUUUUGCCCAGUUCAUGCACCACGAGCUGAAACUGCCGGGAAUCCCAGAAGACAUCAGAGAUAUCUGCGAGGGGACCGAUCGCUACUGCAUGUACAAAGUGGGACCGGUGCUCUCUAUAAGUCAUGGUAUGGGUGUCCCUUCCAUCUCCAUCAUGCUGCACGAGCUCAUUAAGCUGCUCCAUCACGCCCGGUGCCGUGAUGUGGUCUUGUUUCGACUGGGAACAUCUGGUGGAGUCGGUUUGGCUCCAGGCACGGUGGUGAUCACUGAUAAAGCAGUGGACUACUCUUUCCUCCCCCAGUUUGAACAAGUUGUUCUGGGUAAAGUUAUCACUCGGAGCACUGAGCUGGAUGAAGGAGUUGCCAACGAGCUUCUGCAAUGCUCCUCCGAGUUGCAAAACUUCCCAACCGUCAUUGGAAACACCAUGUGCACCCAUGACUUCUACGAAGGUCAAGGCAGACUCGACGGAGCUCUUUGCUCUUUUUCUCACGAGGAAAAGCUGGAGUAUCUGAGAAAAGCUUACGAGGCUGGAGUGAGGAAUAUCGAGAUGGAAUCCACCGUCUUUGCCGCCAUGUGCCGAGUCUGUGGCCUGAAAGCGGCUGUGGUGUGCGUUGCCUUACUGAACCGCUUCGACGGCGACCAGAUCACCUCCUCUCACGACGUUCUGGUGGAGUACCAGCAGAGACCCCAAGUCCUGGUGUCCCACUUCAUCAAGAAACAUUUAGGACUUGUUGCCUGAACGCUUUGCCCCUCCUGUAAAAAAAAACAAAAAACUAUCUAUAUCUACCAUGUUGAUAAUGUAUAUAUACAUACACUGUACCUAAUGUUAAUAGUUAAAUUAGAGAAAUAUUUAUGCUUUUUUUUAUGAUUUAUUUGAUGAAGUUGAAAUAAAUAUUUUCACAUUGCUUUUACAGAUAUUUAAGUAUUUGUUGCAUAUGUUCAUAUUAAAUGCGCUAUCGUUGUAAGGUAGUACAAAUCUUUACAAUAAUGUGUUGUGUAUGCUCAUUUUCAUGUUAAUGUGCCACCAAGGCUGACAUGCAUAGAGUUGACUCCAAAAUUUUAUGUUUAUUUUGAUUUGAUAUUUGAUAUUUUUGAUUUUGUAUCUGAAUGUCUGAAAAUUAAAUAGCACCUUAUUGAAGCAAAACAAAACAAAACAAAAAAAACAGCUUAUACUGUAGCUUAGACAGUGAUCUAUGGUUUGAAAGGCAUUUAUUUUUGUAAUAAAGCAACACAGACAAUAAAGAGCAAUAUUACAUGUUUUCAAGAUCUACUUAGCAGUUUAUGCUGUACAUAUGUUAUUGUAAAAAAAGAACUUUAUGUAAGCAGUCAAUAAAUAAACACCCAUCAGCAA
This is a messenger RNA of Poecilia latipinna (sailfin molly), 1700 nucleotides long. It is a transcript of the gene upp2, whose product is annotated as uridine phosphorylase 2. The transcript is spliced from 7 exons. Gene Ontology annotation, molecular function: uridine phosphorylase activity. Gene Ontology annotation, biological process: nucleotide catabolic process; uridine catabolic process. The record is from RefSeq and is a predicted model, not a curated record. Bases 147 to 1088 code for a protein of 313 amino acids. NCBI's taxonomy places the organism in Eukaryota, Metazoa, Chordata, Actinopteri, Cyprinodontiformes, Poeciliidae. Gene Ontology annotation, cellular component: cytoplasm; cytosol.